Molecule: messenger RNA, 900 nt
Organism: Durusdinium trenchii
Lineage: Eukaryota; Dinophyceae; Suessiales; Symbiodiniaceae
Source: the annotation of a GenBank genome assembly
AUGUCAUGUUUGCUAGGGAACACUUGGAGCAGUGUCCUUACGUUUGCCGCUACGCUGGAGACUCAACACCUACUGGCGGCCGUCAGCCAUGGUUUUGCAUUGGCAGUUAGGGCGCCGGUGGUGUGGGAAGGGCACGAUGUGAGCUUCCAGGAGAAGCAUUUCAAUGGCUUAAAUCGUCGCGGCUGGUGCAGGGCGUUAGCCUUACUGCCAUGCUUGGUUCGCGCCAGGAGCUUGCGACUCAGCAGCUUCCGUGACAGCAACUUGCAGCUAUUUGCGGCCUCAACAUUGCAGAGAGCCUCCCGGGAGUUUUGCUCGCAGGUCGUCGUUUUGCCGUACAGCUUUUGCAAGGAACAUUGCGGUGAACACAUCGACCUUCCUUCUCCUCGGCAUUUGGGGGCACAAAGGCGCACGGAUGCCCGCAAGAAGGGUGGCGGCUUGCUGCUGGGCACUGGGCCUUUGCAAUGGGAUGAGGAGAAUUCGCGAAGCUUUGCAGUGCGCUUAGAGGUGCUCUCACCUGGCGAGCGUUUGGACAUUGGUGUGACAGCACAGGCACCCUUUGCGCACUUUGCAUCGGAAGCGACAGGGCGCCGCCGGCCACAGGUGGCCUUUGCUGAGGAUUUGCUCAGCAGCUGGGUGGUUGAGUCCUCGGGGCUUUUGGUUGGAAGCCAUGCAGGCUUGCGGAUCCGAGACGAGCGUUGGAAUGCCCGCAGUCUUUGCGCCGGAGACCUUGUCAGGCUAACAGUCAUGAUGAACGGCGAACUGCACUUGUCGGUCAAUGGCGACUCUGUGGCAAUGUGGCGGGCACAGAUUCCUUGCCGGAUUCCUAUCUUCCCUGUGGUCGAUCUUUUUGAAGGCGCCCCACAGAUUCGAUUAGAACCUUUAAAUUUCGAUGGAAAAUAA